GUCAAUUUCACGGUAUCGUUAACAAAUCCAGCGGUUCACCCAGUCCGGGAGGAAAGUGUGAAUUUCACUCUAGACCUGUUUGUGCAUUUCCUGGUGCAAGAGACACACCACAAAACUCCCCAUUUUCUUCCUCCGUCUCCUUCUUCCCCGUGAGCCUGUUUACAACGCAGCCACUUGCCGUUUAGUUCAGCUUCCUUCUUUUGCGUUGGUGCAAAUGUCUGUCCCAGCCCCCGGAACCGUACAGAGAAAAGCUGAAUUUUAUUUCUGGGCAGAGCUGGAACUUUUAAAAAAAACAAACCAACAACCCAGGCCCUCUUUCUGCGUGCUAUUCGAGUGUUGCAAAAGCAAAGAGCAAUAAACACGCACACACAGAGAGAGUGAGAGAGACAGACAGACAGACAGGCAGCCCCGUAAGAGCCAGAAGAGAGAGUUAAAAGAGGAGAGGAGAACGGUCUCUCUGACAAUUCCGUUUAGGGAGCAGAUGGAAAAGUGGAGACUUGUGAAGGGCUGUGAGGUUGGCUAAGGAUCCAGGAGCGAAAAGAGCCCGGCUGAUUGGAAGAAAAAAGCAGAGAGAUGGAGGCGGGGGAAGUGCAAUCUCUCUGCGGGGACUGGAGCGAGUCCACGCCCGGGGCCAGCGCUGCAGAGCUGGCUAGCAUUCAACCAGCGCUCCCCAGCUAAAAGCACCCAAAAAAAGCAGCCCCCAAGUUCCGUCUUCAGCCUGGCUGAUUUGCAGAGUGAAGCUUGGUUGAUUUAAGGUAGAUUGAGAGGCAGCAGGAGAGACCCAAAAAGGGAUCGCCCUAGGGUCAGACAGGUGGAGAAUGAACGGAGAAGCCGAUUGCCCUACAGACUUGGAAAUGACAGCUCCCAAGAAUCAAGACUGUUGGUCCCAGGAGGACAUGCUGACCCUGCUGGAGAGCAUGAAAGGCAACCUGCCCUCCAACGACGGCAGCAAAUUCAAAACCACCGAGUCCCAUCUGGAUUGGGACAAAGUGGCCUUCAAGGACUUCUCUGGCGAGAUGUGCAAGAUGAAGUGGAUGGAGAUCUCCACCGAGGUGAGGAAAUUCCGAACGCUGACAGAACUGAUCAUGGAUGCUGAGGAACAUGUAAAGAAUCCUUACAAGGGCAAAAAGCUCAAGAAACACCCCGAUUUCCCCAAGAAGCCCCUGACACCCUACUUCCGCUUCUUCAUGGAGAAGCGAGCCAAAUAUGCCAAGCUGCACCCUGAAAUGAGCAACCUGGAUCUGACCAAAAUCCUGUCCAAGAAAUACAAGGAGCUCCCCGAAAAGAAAAAGAUGAAAUACAUCCAGGACUUCCAGCGGGAGAAGCAGGAGUUUGAGCGGAACCUGGCAAGAUUCAGGGAAGACCACCCAGAUCUUAUUCAGAACGCUAAGAAGUCGGACGUCCCUGAGAAACCCAAGACCCCCCAGCAGCUGUGGUACAAUCACGAGAAGAAAAUCUACCUGAAAGUGCGCCCAGAUGCCACCACGAAGGAGGUGAAGGACGCGCUGGGCAAGCAGUGGUCUCAACUCUCCGACAAAAAGAGGCUGAAAUGGAUUCAUAAGGCCCUGGAACAGCGAAAGGAGUACGAGGAGAUCAUGCGGGAUUACAUCCAGAAGCACCCAGAGAUGAACCUCGAGGAGGGCGUCACGCGCUCCACCCUCACCAAGGCAGAACGCCAGCUCAAGGACAAGUUCGACGGGCGACCCACCAAGCCGCCUCCGAACAGCUACUCUCUGUACUGUGCGGAGCUGAUGGCCAACAUGAAGGACGUCCCCAGCACGGAGCGGAUGGUGCUGUGCAGCCAGCAGUGGAAGCUGCUUUCGCAGAAGGAGAAGGACGCGUACCACAAAAAGUGUGAUCAGAGAAAGAAAGAUUACGAAAUCGAACUCCUUCGCUUCCUGGAGAGCCUGCCCGAGGAGGAACAGCAGAGGGUGCUGGGGGAAGAGAAGAUGCUGGGAGCGAACAAGAAAGGCGCCACCAGCCCAGCUUCCAAAAAGUCAUCGCCAGACACUGGCAAGGCAGGUUCUGAGAAACCCAAACGGCCCAUUUCUGCUAUGUUUAUCUUCUCGGAGGAGAAGCGAAAGCAGCUGCAGGAAGAGCGACCCGAGCUUUCCGAGAGCGAACUGACCCGGCUGCUGGCGCGGAUGUGGAACGACCUUUCAGAGAAGAAAAAGGCCAAGUACAAGGCCCGGGAGGCAGCCAUGAAGGCGCAGUCGGAGAAGAAACACGGCUCGGACAAGGAGGAGCGUGCCAAGCUGCCCGAGUCGCCCAAGACGGCCGAGGAGAUCUGGCAGCAGAGCGUCAUCGGAGACUACCUGGCUCGCUUCAAGAACGACCGGGGUAAGGCGCUGAAGGCCAUGGAGGCCACUUGGAACAACAUGGAGAAGAAGGAGAAGCUGAUGUGGAUAAAGAAGGCGGCGGAGGAUCAGAAGCGAUUCGAGAGAGAGCUGAGUGAGAUGCGGGCCCCCCCGUGCUCUGCAAACUCCUCAAAGAAGAUGAAAUUCCAGGGAGAGCCGAAGAAACCCCCCAUGAACGGUUACCAGAAGUUCUCCCAGGAGCUGCUGUCGAACGGCGAGCUCAACCACCUACCGCUGAAGGAGAGGAUGGUGGAGAUCGGCAGCCGCUGGCAGCGCAUCUCCCAGGGCCAGAAGGACUAUUACAAGAAGAUGGCCGAAGAGCAGCAGAAGCAGUACAAGAUGCACCUGGAAAUCUGGCUCAAGAGCCUGUCGCCGCAGGAGCGAGCUGCCUACAAAGAGCACACCUCAAAUAAGCGCAAGAGCAUGGGGAAGGUCCGGGGGCCGAACCCGAAAAUGAAGCCCGCCAUGCAGAUCAAGUCGGAGUCCGAGGAGGAGGAUGACGACGAUGAUGACGAGGAGGAAGAGGAUGACGAUGAUGACGACGACGACAACGGGGACUCGUCCGAGGAAGGCGGGGACUCAUCGGAGUCGAGCAGCGAGGAGGAGAGCGAGGAUGGGGAUGAGAAUGAGGACGACGACGAUGAAGAGGACGACGACGAAGAGGAAGAUGACAAUGACUCCGAGGGCAGCAGCAGCUCCUCCUCUUCCUCAGGCGAUUCCUCCGACUCGGACUCCAACUGAAAUGCCCACAGCGCCACCUUCUUGCCGGACUUUCAGUAAUCCCCCCAUCCCCCCAUCCCCCCCACCCCGACCAGUAAUAUCCCGGCUGGAGAUCUGGGUUGAUAGUUGCAGGGAGGGGGAUGGGAAAAUCACUGUGGCUAAUUUUUUUUCCCCCUCCCUCUUAAAGAAUUUCACACUAAUGGAGUGGGGGGGGGCAGCUGAUAAAAGGCUUUGUUUUGUGGGGGGGAAGAAGGGGAUAUUCUGUGUUGUUUUUCCCCAUAGAGUUUGCGUUCAAGCCUUUAGUUUAUUUUUGUUUUUUGGAGAGGGAGGGGGAUUUUUACACCUCAGAGCCCCCGCAGCUGCCCCCGCCUUCCCCUUCAACUUCCAGCUACCCCCUCCAGACUUUAUACAAAACCCCCACAAAAAUCCUUUUUAAAACAGCGACAAAAAUGUGGCAAGAGGCGCAGAGUGUUGUUCUGGCGGCAUGCGAGUCGAGUGGCUCAGGACUCAGCCGUCGGGACGAUCUCCCCCUUUGCCUCUCCAGCUGGAGGAGGGGACGGUCUUGUACAGUCUGAAGCUGCACCCAGAGCUCCUGGAGAGCAAAAUCCCACUGCACUUAAGAGCUCCUGGAAUGAACUUACCACGCGGCAUUUCCCUCUGGGGACAGGGGGAGAAUUUUUUGUGUGUGUGUGUUUGGGGCAGGGUGGGGUGGGGGGAGUUUAAAAAGACAUUGCCCAGUUUCGGGGCGGGAAGGGCUGGCACUGGGUGGGGGAGUUAGGGGGCUGAUACGGAGCAUACCACUGGUUGCUGAUCAUUGCAUCACCCGAAGGAAACGUGGUUGAUCCGUCGUAUUCAACCAGCAUUUGGGCAAAGGCGGUGGCAGGUGGAUCCCAGAUUUGAAUUUUUUUUUUUUUUUUACAAUGAAGUGACCAAUUGUUGUACUGGAACGGGGCAUUUGUCGACUGGGAUGGGGCCGGGGAUGGGAGCAGGGUUCGGCUGCGAGGAGAGAUCAUCUGUGUCAUCGGUGGUUGUCGUGCUCUUGUAUUAUUAUUUUUGUUUUCUUUUAUAAAGCGAGAAAGAUCCAUCUUUUUAUAAUCAAAAUCUCCGUCUCUGGCUAGCCGCCCGGCUUGGCAUCACGCACCCCCUCCCCCCCCUCCGCUCCGUCAUCGUGUCAGGUCAAUGUGCAGAUUGUUGGGGGGGGGCCUGUCUGGAAUAGGGGCAGGAUGGUGCUUGCCAAAGGAACCCAGCUGUGCCUCCCAUGCUGGAUGCCGGCUGCUUGGGAUAGAGGUGGGGCCACGCCCGCCAGUCUCACAACUCCGGGGCCCACCUGCGCAAUCUGUUCAGCUGCAGUGUGGCUACCAGCUCCGAUGAGAUUGCUCAGACUUUUUUAUUUUUAUUUUGUUUAAAGGAACAUUGGGGAAACUUGAUCCAAAAAACCCAUCCGUACACCCAAGUGGCUGAGAUCUGAACUCCCAGGCAGCUGCUCCUUCUCGGAGAGGACUCUCAGCUACGCAUAUAUCUGUAUUCGUAUAUAACGGGCUAUAUAUUAAUAUAUAGACUGGUAUCAAUACUCCUUUUCCGGUGGAGAGCUGUGACUAGCAUUUCAUUCCCGUCCUUUUCUUAGGAGGGUUUUGAACGGGUGUGUAAGUGGUUCUGUAAAUAACCCGUCCAUGCAUGUGUCAGCGAAAAGGCCUUGCUGCCUUCCGCCUCCGUUCUCUGGGUCACUGGCUGUUGCAGAGCAGAGAGUGACCUUGCCCCCCCGCGUCAGUGGGUCCCAGUUCCUUGCACCUUUCCUUUGGGCUGGGCUAGGCUGGGGCAUUUUCACCCAGAGAGCAUGGGAGUAGAAAGUGACUGAGACUGGGAAAGAAAAAUCCAGUGUUUAAAUAAUGUUGGGGUCUUUUUUUUUUUUUUUUUUUUUUAAACCCUUUCCCCUCGCCACGAGGGUGGAUAAAGUUGGGCAGCAGGCGUCCUGGCCAUCUGCUGCCCACCCACACGUGCAAAAUCCACCACUGAUUGGAGGUGGCUCAGUGUCUGGGAUUUUGUUCCUGCCAGGGUUUUGUUAACGGCCAGUGGGAGCCACAGGGGUGAACGCAAGGACAGUGUUUCUGGGACUAGACUCCCCCCUCCGUCUCCCCUUCCCCCUUUAAGCAUUCACAGCACCAGCAGUUCAUCUCUCAUCUCGCUGAAUUCUGUGCCUCCCCCCCCCCCCCACCCGAUGUAGACUGGGGAGCCUAACUUACUAAGAAACACUUGAGAACAAAACUGGGUCCCCAUUAUGCCCCCCCCCACACACACACACCUUAAAAGCCUGGCCACCCUCUCUUCCCUCCUCUCCUCACCGAACAACUCUCUUUACCACUUCCUCUCCCCAGCGCCGGGUGGGGCAACAGUGACAGUAUUGAGCAGUAAUGGAUCCAAGCAGCGGGUCAGCAUGUUGCUGGAGUUUUUUUUUCCCUCGCCAAGGGCACGCUCUCCCCCAUCCCAGAGCUGACGGACCACCUGCUCCCGAAGCUCCGGUGAGCGCGGAAAGCAGGGAGGCUUGGAACAGGAAUUCUGGGCUUUUUCGCUUCCUUUCCUGUUUGUAUGUUUCAAGGAUUUAGGCAGCCCCUCCGUGUUUUGUAUUUGGCACAGCCAAGUCCCGUCAGAGUAUUAGGUAGUCCCUUCUCCUCUGGUCAUAGUCUGAAUCGGGGGGGGCGAGAACAAAUGUGAUUUUGUUUGUUUUUUGUAGAGAAAAUUAAGGGCAGCCUCAGGGGGUGAAGCUUCCAGCUGGGGGGGGGGAUCGUGGCAGGCAGGGGGUACGGAUUUUAGCAGCGCGUGUUGGGAGGGGUGUCUAGUCGCUGGGGGGAGAGUUGGAGCAGAUUUGGGGGGGCUGGUUGGGGUUGCUGCUCCUUGGGUUGUACUCACAUGACUCAUUCCCCCCACUUUCCAUUGCAGCCCCCCGCCUCUCCCAGGUGAGCUUGGAGGUGGGCUGAGCCCCCUCUUGGUUGACUUUAGGCCUGUCUGUCCCCCUCUUGUCCCCCAAGAGGCUCUCAAAUAUCCUGGGCUCUAGGAUUUGGACUCCACAACGGGUCAGGGUGGAGAUGCUGUGCUGGGGACGCCAGACCUAACCGCCCCCCACGUCCUUCCAAGAGAGGGCAGCUGCCGUGGGUUGUUUGUGUCGAAUCAGAUCUCUCCUGUGCGGGGCUUUAUAUGGAAAUGGGGACAAAACACCCAGCAUGGGUAUGAUCAACUGAGUCAUGGCAUAGGAAGGGGGCACGUGGCCACCCUAGGUGGGUCUGCGCCCAAAAGAAGCCCCCCCCCCUUCCUGCUAGGCAUUCAACACAGACUAUGCUCACAGCAAGAUCGAGCCCAGGUAUGGACUGCAGGAUCGGGCCCAGUAUAUUUAACGCUUCCUUUUUACAAUGCUAGGGUGUGUUUGAACUGAGUAGUUCUCCAGUCCCUGCCCAGGUUCCUUGUUUGAAUUUUCUCAUCGGCUCCAAUUCAGGAAAGCACAGGUUUAAUUUCAAUGGGAUUUAAGCAGAUGCUUUUCUGAAUUGGAGCCAGAGGGUUGCUGGGAUUUAAAGAUUCCCAUUUCUAGCCGGUUGCGACUCCACAAAUUGCAGUGGGCUUCCCCAUCUGAGCUGAAACUGUCCUGGGGCUUCCAAGUCCCAAGGAGAAGCCAUGCGAUUGACUUGAGUAGGGUAAGGGAGAUAUCUUGGAGGGGCGUCCUUGCUGGGGUGUGUCAUUCAGCCUGCUCACAGGAUGCCCUCCCCAAAGAGUAACAGACAAUCCUUGUAGAUCUAGCAAAGGGACUCAAGUGCUGAUGAAAAUGUAUGGUUCUUCACCCCCUCUUCCUGCCCCCUCCUCCCCUCUCCCCUGGGCGUGUUCUGAUGUAACCAGCCCAUGAUGUCUCUUCCCCCACACCUCCUGCCUGCUGUUUUGUAUCCGUCUGUCUGUCCUUGUCCCUGUUUCCCUACCCUCCUCCCCCACUUGAUCCUUUUUGUUUGUUUUUGUUUUCUUUUUCCCCCAGCGGGGAAACCGAUUUCAUUUUGCUGAUUGUACCCAGCGCUGUUGUAUUUUAGUGGAUGUGUUUUUUAGUACAAAAAAAAAAAAUUACAAAAAAAAUUUUUUUUCUGUUUAAAAAAAAAGAAGAAUUCUUACAGUACUGACAGGUUUUUUUUUUGUUUUUUUUUUAAGUUACAGGGGAGGAAAAAGUGGUUUGUACUGUAAGAGAAUUGAAGCUGAGUGCAUUUUUGCACUGCCACAGAAACCAGUGAUACUUUAGACGGUCAUUCUUGUGAAUUACAAAAACAAAAAACACAAAAAAAAAAAAACAAAA
Messenger RNA from Caretta caretta (loggerhead turtle), 7395 nucleotides. It is a transcript of the gene UBTF, whose product is annotated as upstream binding transcription factor. Lineage: Eukaryota; Metazoa; Chordata; Testudines; Cheloniidae. The record is from RefSeq and is a predicted model, not a curated record.